AUUUUUGCCAGUGUGAUUUUAUUAUUCGCUGAGCGAGCUGCUCGAGCCCAUAUCGCUUCCAGGAAGGUCUAUAGCACGCCCCUCGAGAAGAUUUUCUACCCUAUCACCUAGUACACCAAAAGCGACUACAUAUACCCCCCUGCUUCCCGCAAUAUAAACACAGUAUAGAAUAAAAAGCGACGUGUGGCCCUCCUGAUUCUUUCACCUUCAUCUAUAAUCGUAAAGUGAUGACAUAAUCUGCUCCAAUCAAGUUUCUUUGUCUUUCCCUUCCUUCUGUUCUAAUUCGUAUGUUGAAGAUGCACAUCCCGUCGUCUAGCGCUUACAUCAAAGCCAUGGCAGACCAGAAGAAGAACGCGAGUAGCUCCUACUUAUCUCCCCCAAGCAGCACCUCCUCCCCGCCGCAGCAGGGAGGUAGAGCGUCGAACAGCCCCGGGGAGAAAGACAAAGAACCGCCGCAACCAUUACCGCGCCGGUCUUCUGGAACAGGGUCAUCCAUCAGGUCCUCAGCCUCCAAAGCCGAAGAAAAACUCCCCGAGCUGGUGAAGUCCUUCGGGCAGGCGAUCACGUUGGAACUGGGAAAGAAAAAAGCGAUCAUUUCCUCCAUUUUCGAAAAAGAGGAAACGGAACUGGUGCAGAAGAGAAGAGAGUUUGCAGACAAGGAGAUAAAGAUAAUUGCAAGUAGAACUUUUAGUGAAGAUGCUGGACGAAUCAAACAAGAUGAACUUGAGAACGCGACGAGCAGUGAAGAUGCUAAGGGUCACGCCGGGGGUGGUGGUGCGGCAGGAAUCUUAGAAGUGGGCACCGGUGGAGCUGCGGCGUCGUCGUAUGCAUUGCAAAUAUGUCUGGGUCUGGAAACUUGUGAUGCUAAGAGUGAAUGCGAGUUCCACUCCAAUACGAAGCCAAGCAUGACAAAUUUUUGGGCUCCUGUGUGUUGCGUGUUCCUCAUGGCAAACUGCGUUUUUGCAUGACAGGCAAGAGGGCCACUGCGUGCCCAUGCAUCACAGAUUCUUGAGUCAUGUCAGACAAGCAUGACAAAUGUAGCAAUCUUCCAGACCCAGACAUUUUUGCAUUUGAUACGUCGGGCGAUUUUACAACUUCUACCACAACACGCACAGCAGGACCUGCAAGCACAAAUUCACCUUGUUCCUCCAAAUGCAAAUACAUCGGCUCUGCCCUCCCCUUCCCGCUCCGGCCUACAACCUCGAAUUUACUCACGAAGGAAGAGCUCGAAUCUGCCGAAGAACUCGCUUUCGCAACGUGGUGUAAAGCGACGAGAGAACACAUCUCUAAAGCGAACGACGCCACCGUUAAUAAUUAUAACGCAGGAACAUCAAAUAAUUACGCGUACUACACCAGCAUCCCUCCUGUCGAAUACAACCUGGACGUGUGGCGGCAGCUGUGGCGCACGACCGAGCAGUCAACGGUCUUGAUCCUCUGUGCGGACGCGCGGAACCCUUUGAUGCACAUCCCGUUCUUGAGUAAAGAGGCCGUGAAAGGGAAGCAGCUGCUUCUCGUGUUGACGAAAGUAGAUUUGAUCAGCACUGCUGAUUUCGAAAAGUGGCGGGAGUUCUUCACCAGGACUAAGGCGGCCAGAAGUCCUGCUAUAGGAGAUGAAAGUCAAAGUGGUGAGCAGUUUCAUAAAUUCGAUCUACCAGAAUUCGCCGCGGUGUUUCCGUUUACAAAGCAACCGCAUUUAGACGAAGAAUCCCACGAAGCAUUCGUGGAGAAUAUCGGGGCGAACUUCCGGAGAAAACGGCUCAAGAACCCGCCUGCCGGGAAAAAGGUCGACGUGCGGAAAAAAGUGGACGCAUACGCGAACGCCAUUGUGGAUAAAGCGAUUGAAUUGUCAACUACAACAUCAUCUGCGGUAGUUUUGUCCGGCGAUGAGCAAGCCGUUGACCGACCAAAACCAAAACGCGGCGGACCACACGACAAGAGCACAAACAAAAUCACCAUCGGCUGCUUAGGCCACCCGAACGUCGGGAAGUCCAGCCUCUUGAACGCGAUUCUCGGCGUUCGCCGACUGAGCGUGUCGCGGACCGCAGGGCACACCAAACAUGUGCAGCACAUUUUUCUAGACAGUGAGAAACAGGUUGAACUGCAGAAGGAGAUGAAAAGAAACAAAUCAAAGUCCCCACAGGGCGGCCAAGCGCAAGCCACCACGAUUGAUGGCCCAAUAACAGCAGUGCUCCCCUCUGUGUCUGUGGCGCAGCAGGUGCAAAACUUCGAGAACCUCUCGAAAUCUGAGAUGAAGAAAAUGAAAAACGAAAUGCGCACCGACUACCGGGAACUGCAGAAAAGCGGCGUUUCCGGGGCGGGAGGUCGUGUGGCCGGCGCCGCGUCUAAAAUGACACCAGGAGGACCUGAUGAAACUACAGAGACGAAAAACGUGUCCGCCCCGACUUUAAGCACAGCGGAGGGAAACCGGCAGAAGCAGAAAAACAAGCGGAGACGAGCGAAAAACAAAAACAACGACUUGGACUUCACGCCGGAGAUCCGCGGUGAAAAUAACGGAGAUAAGGUUGUCGACCAAGUCAAUUAUUUGCAGCAAAAAUUGGAUCAUGGCGCUGAGGCGUCAGAUGAUCAGAAAAAAUCUGGCGAAAUCAUAGACGAUGCCACGCGUGGUCCUGCAGGAGGUGAAGAGCCUAAGAACAUCACUUCAGCCGAAAACAAAGACAAAGACGCCGACCAGCAACUGGUCGUGAUGGACUGUCCGGGGCUCCUGUUUCCAAGAAAGCACUGCCCACGGACUGUUUACGAACUUACCGGGUUGCUGCCUAUCGCGCAGGUCCGAGAAACCUAUUCCGCAGUGCGGUUUCUGUUUGAGGAGGCGAAAGUGCCGCUCGACAAAAUCUACGGGGUGACUAUUGACAUGAUCGACGACGACAGCUGUAAGGCAAAAGCGAAGAACUUGUGGACCCCGCAGUCGUUCUUAGAGGUCUAUGCGGACAAAAAGAACUACACUUUUAUGACCCGCUCAAACGUUACAAUCUCAAACGUUACAAUAGAAUCUGGGUUUUGUAUUGCAUGACGAGCAUGACAGACUCGGACAGCAUUCCACUAUCUGCAAUACAAAUUUCGCCAGAUUGUAGUGCGGAUUGGGACUCCAGAACUUGUCAUGCGCAAUCCUAUGGGAGUAAGCUAGAUAAUGCACUUCUUGCAACACAAAUUCCAGAUUCUAUUGUAACGUUUGAGAUUGUAACACCUGAGCGGGUUAUAACUUUGGCAAGGUCCGGAGCGCCGGACGUCCACCGCGCGGGGCUCGAGAUCAUUAGAGAUUGUGUGGAUGGAGUGGUCUGUUGGCAAGAGAAACCUCCGCCGGAAUAG
Messenger RNA from Amoebophrya sp. A120, 3327 nucleotides. NCBI's taxonomy places the organism in Eukaryota, Dinophyceae, Syndiniales, Amoebophryaceae. The record is from the annotation of a GenBank genome assembly.